UAAAAAUUACCUAAUAGGGGCGACGCUACAGUUGGUCUAAUAAAUAUCAGCAGUUAAUUGUUAUCUCUUGUGAAGGUAACCUGGUGAUUGAUGAAAUAAUAAUAAAUCCUCCUGGCACCAGUAGUGCUACAUCAUUCAAUUCAAUGGAUACGAGCACCGGCACAGUCAUCUAUAAUCCGGGACCAUAUUCUGAACAUCAGGCAACAACAUCCAGGGCAGAAGUAAACAGGGCCGAUUUCGUGGACGACAGAACUUGUGAAAUCUGCAAUAAAGUUCUUAGUACUCAUUACGCAUUGAAAAGACAUAGAAAAAUUCACCGGAAUAGAGCAGAAGAUGACCAUAGGGCUGAACAACAGCCUACGACACCUAGAGCAGACGAUAACUGUAGGGCUGAUUUCGUGGCCAACAGAACGUGUGAUAUAUGCAAGAAAGUGCUUAGCACACACUAUGCACUAAAAAGGCAUCUAAAAAUUCAUGCUAAAGACAAAAGAUCACGUUCGUGUCAAAUUUGUGGCGCGCAGUUUUUAACGGUCUAUGCUCUAGGUGUCCAUAAAAAUCAUCAACACGAGGGAAACAUUCCAAAAUGUGAUAUUUGUGAAAAACAAUUUAGUACAAAUUACCAUUUGAAAAGACACAUGGAAAGAGUUCAUAAUAAAUAAGUGUGUAAUUUUAAUAAAAUUAAGUGUGUUA
Diabrotica virgifera virgifera (western corn rootworm) is the source of this 690-nucleotide messenger RNA. RefSeq lists its product as uncharacterized. The transcript is spliced from 2 exons. Lineage: Eukaryota; Metazoa; Arthropoda; Insecta; Coleoptera; Chrysomelidae. Gene Ontology annotation, biological process: regulation of transcription by RNA polymerase II. Gene Ontology annotation, cellular component: chromosome. Gene Ontology annotation, molecular function: chromatin insulator sequence binding. The record is from RefSeq and is a predicted model, not a curated record. The coding region runs from base 144 to 659 and encodes 171 amino acids.